UGACGCGGGGCCCGUGGCUCCCGGGGAGGAUGGACUCAGCUCCGCGCUCGCCGGGGCUUCCCCGGGCUGGAGAGCGCGCCUGAGUGCCGCCGCCCGCCGGGCAUGGGGAGCCGCUUCCUGGGCGGCUGCGGCAGAGGAGGAGGAUGCUCUGGGCGAGCCGAGCACUCCCAAAGAGUGAAUGACGUGUGCAGCUCGGGGUGCCGUUUCUGAAGGGAGGAGCCUUUCUCUUGGAGAGGAGUCCUCGAUGAGCCUGGCCGAGGUCCGGGAUCUGUGUGAAGUGGACUAAGGAUUAAGUAGGAUGUCAACUGAGACAGAACUUCAAGUAGCUGUGAAAACCAGCGCCAAGAAAGACUCCAGAAAGAAAGGUCAGGAUCGCAGUGAAGCCACUUUGAUAAAGAGGUUUAAAGGUGAAGGGGUCCGGUACAAAGCCAAACUGAUUGGGAUUGAUGAAGUUUCCGCAGCUCGGGGAGACAAGUUAUGUCAAGACUCCAUGAUGAAACUCAAGGGCGUUGUUGCUGGCGCUCGUUCCAAAGGAGAACACAAACAGAAAAUCUUUUUAACCAUCUCCUUUGGAGGGAUCAAAAUCUUUGAUGAGAAGACAGGGGCCCUUCAGCAUCAUCAUGCUGUUCAUGAAAUUUCCUACAUCGCAAAGGACAUCACAGACCACCGGGCCUUUGGAUACGUUUGUGGGAAGGAAGGGAAUCACAGAUUUGUGGCCAUAAAAACAGCCCAGGCGGCUGAACCUGUUAUUCUGGACUUGAGAGAUCUCUUUCAACUCAUUUACGAAUUGAAGCAAAGAGAAGAAUUGGAAAAGAAGGCACAAAAAGAUAAGCAGUGUGAGCAAGCCGUGUACCAGACAAUUUUGGAAGAGGAUGUUGAAGAUCCUGUGUACCAGUACAUUGUGUUUGAGGCUGGACACGAGCCAAUCCGUGAUCCYGAAACAGAAGAAAACAUUUACCAGGUUCCCACCAGCCAAAAGAAGGAAGGUGUUUAUGAUGUGCCAAAAAGUCAACCUGCUGUGACCCAAUUAGAACUUUUUGGGGACAUGUCCACCCCUCCUGAUAUAACCUCUCCCCCCACUCCUGCAACUCCAGGUGAUGCCUUCAUCCCGUCUUCAUCCCAGACACUUCCGGCCAGUGCAGAUGUGUUUGGUUCUGUACCUUUCGGCACUGCUGCUGUACCCUCAGGUUAUGUUGCAAUGGGCGCCGUCCUCCCAUCCUUCUGGGGCCAGCAGCCCCUCGUCCAACAGCAGAUCGCCAUGGGUGCUCAGCCACCAGUCGCUCAGGUGAUGCCGGGGGCUCAGCCCAUCGCAUGGGGCCAGCCGGGUCUCUUUCCUGCCACUCAGCAGCCCUGGCCAGCUGUGGCCGGGCAGUUUCCGCCAGCCGCCUUCAUGCCCACACAAACUGUUAUGCCUUUGCCAGCUGCCAUGUUCCAGGGUCCCCUCACCCCCCUUGCAACCGUCCCAGGCACGAGUGACUCCACCAGGUCAAGUCCACAAACCGACAAGCCCAGGCAGAAAAUGGGGAAAGAAAUGUUUAAGGAUUUCCAGAUGGUCCAGCCUCCACCCGUGCCCUCCCGCAAACCCGACCAGCCCUCCCUCACCUGUACCUCAGAGGCCUUCUCCAGUUACUUCAACAAAGUCGGGGUGGCACAGGAUACAGACGACUGUGAUGACUUUGACAUCUCCCAGUUGAAUUUGACCCCUGUGACUUCCACCACACCAUCGACCAACUCACCUCCAACCCCAGCCCCUAGGCAGAGCUCGCCAUCCAAAUCAUCUGCAUCCCACGCCAGUGAUCCGACCACAGAUGAUAUCUUUGAAGAGGGCUUUGAAAGUCCCAGCAAAAGUGAAGAGCAAGAAGCUCCUGAUGGAUCACAGGCCUCCUCCACCAGUGAUCCAUUUGGUGAAACCAGUGGUGAGCCCCGUGGUGAUAAUAUAAGUCCACAGGCCGGUAGCUAGAUAGCGCAGGUCUGGGAGCCAGAGCCUCUCUAUGCGCAGAUCAACCGACCUAAGAAGUAGCAUCAAUGUGAGCUCAUGGUGGGUGCUUCCAGACUGGCACGGAAAUCGGCAUGGCGACAGGCUCUCUUGUAUUCUUUCACCUCACCUCAUCUCACGAAGAAAUUCACUAUUGCCCGAUGGAACUCCUUCUGAGGAGGGAACUAAGCAUUUUCGGCAACCAAUGGCAGAUAUCUAUGGCAGCACAAAAAAAAAAUCCACAAAAGUAUAUAUAUAUAUAAAUAAAAAACACCCAACAUUAAAUCACAAAUCAAGCAAAUACUUACCCAACAAAUAUUCUGAGCUCUCUUAGCUGGGUUUAAAAUGACCUGGGAUAUAAAAUCGUAAUUCUGCUUUUAUUUCUCUACCUGUUGACCACUGUAGAGACAGAAAAUUUGGAGUGACAGGCAUCAGAGAAUUGCAACAAGGUUGGCACUGACUUCUUUUAGGCAAAAGCAAGAGGGUCCACUGUGACCACAAUGUCAUCAUUGACCCUAUGCCUUCUGGCAUAUGAUGAGUUUUCCCAUUGCUCCACAGGGCUUGGUCUGCCAUCCCUCACCCACACCUUUCCUUUCUUUGUCAUGUUUGAAAAUUAAUGGGUGUAUAAAUUUUUGUAUUGCUUUUGACUUUUUUUAGAURUGGGUGAAGAAAUCUAACUGGGAGCGGGGGGGGAAAGUCUCUUAUUAUGAAGUAAUUAACUUGAAAUCACAAGACAAAUAAGUGAUGGAUUAUUCAUUGUGAUCAAGAAUGUUGCCAAAAUGACCCUUUAGUCGUUCUGCAAGCUGGUGAAGAAGGACAGUUUUUGGUUUGAAUCUUCACUCUGUGYGUAGGAAAGGACAUCAAAUCCCAUUGAUGAGAAAGAUGGAAAAAAAAAAUGCAUCUGGUUUCCUAAGAAGCUCUAAACUCUGAGUACAAUAAAAUGAUAUUUUUAUUUUCCCGAUACUUUGCUGCUGUGAUACUAUGCAGACAAGUGUCUUCUCCACGUGCCAUUUUCAAAGAAAAGUCAUUUGCCAAAUAAUUCUGGUACAAUCCUGGUCGUGUGGUUUUGGAUCUUGAGAACUGACUUUCUGCUGGAACAAUGAGGACAUAAAACAUUCAGCCUAACAAACUGAUCCCGUGGUCAAAAUGGUUCAUCUCUCUUUUUGUACAUCCGAAAAUUCAAACGGGAUUUUUAUUUUGUAACUUGAAAAAGAAAAAAAAAAAAAACCUUACCAUUAAACUCUUUAAAUAUUUAAGGGAAAUGGCUUUAAGGAGUUCUAAUGAAAAAAAAAUUGUCAGUUUUUUUUUUUUGUAAAUAUAAAUGUUAAUGAAAAUGCUUUUUAAUAAUGCCAUUACACUGUAGAGAAGGUGGCAGGCUGCGUGCAAAGUGUGACACCUUGAUGGAUGGGGCUCACUCUCCAGAUGUUCCACUGGAGCAGAUGGCAGGAAGGAGGUCGGGGACAGCUGGCGGGAGCAUCUGGCCCAUCAGCAGCUGGGGAAAAAGAGGGGGACUGUGGCUCCAUAAGCCCACCUUCCACCAGCAUGCCCACGUGGUGUGCAGAACAGGAACAAGGUGGUUCGCAUUAGAAGGCCUGGCCUUGAGGUCCGCACACUCUCCACACCCACCUACUCCCUCCAUAAAUCACGGACUCUGUGUUCGAAACAGAGGGUUUAAGCUUCCUGUUUUUACACGGAUGGGACAAAAAGUGCAGUGUUCGGUUCACAUGUUCCGCACAUGAUUUUCAUAAAGAAUUAUAUAUUUUUUUCCCUACAGAGAAUUGUUAUACAGGUCACACGUGUUUUCCUGAUGUUCCUAUGCAGUUACGGUAUGUUGACUUUAGUGGUUUAACACUAAGAAGGAAUCUUUAAAGAAUCCUGUAAUUCACUGGAUUGUGGGGGGGUGAUUCUUAUUACUUGGUUUAAAAUUUGAAAAGUAGAAUUUGCAUGGAUCUGAUUGGCUCCAAUAGGCCUGUAUGCUUUGGCUCUUCAUGUCGCUAGAAAUGGAAAUGGUUUGGAAGAUGAAUUCUAAAAUGAUUGUACCCUUUAUUCUCCCAAAAAARAAGAAAGAAAAAAUAGAGAGAUGUGUAGGUGAUUAUUGCUAUCUGAAGCCCACAUAUUACCCAAUAAGGUCAUUGGAAUCAGAUUUGGGGUGGGGGGGGUGUGGAUAAACUGACCAAAUGCCAAAUGUUCAUUAGAGAAUAUACAUCAAUGUCAUCCCAGUGUGGAAGAUCCCAAGAACCAGAAAAGCGAGAAGGCCAUGUAGCACCUGCAGUGUCAACUGGGGUCCCAAGACCCCUCCAGCAGCGUCCAGAGAUAUAAUCAGGCAGUGCUGUCAUAGGAAGGAGAAACGGGAAAGGUGUGAUCAGCAGGGGAGUUGUCCUGAAACCAGUUCGACRGUGAGUUCUGGAGGUUGGAUAAGGUGGGCAGUUCCCGGGGGGAGAUCACCCAAGCUGCUGUUCUCCUCGAUCCCGAUUCUAUACAGUGGUGCUAUCUUCUCCCUCAACGUGGCCAUCCUGAGUUUGUCCCGCAGUAUCACACCAUCAUGCCCAUGCUUCCGGUUGCUUCUGCAGUGUUCAAAGUGAACCGUAGCUGAUGUUUCGGGUGCACCUUCCGGAGUUAAUUUCAUAGCAGAGGGUGACAGCCCAAUGGCUUGUCAUCACUCAUUGAACAUGCUUGAAAAUGUAACUGGCUCUGAACUUCCGGAAGAUGCCCAUGUGAUGCGUUAAAGAGGGAAAUAAAGUUGAGAUUUUUAAACUGCCAUCUAUAGUCUCAUUGGCAGAAUUCUGAUUUUUUUUUUUUUCCAAGCGCUGUUUGGUGAGUCCAGCCACACCGUACCCUAUCCCAGGAAUACAGUGACAUUUCCAAACAAGAGCUGAGGUGCCAAUACCAAAAGAGCAUGGGGAGUCUGCACAGUUUCUGGUUAGAUCAAUAGAAAAAAAAUCCAUGUACGUAACUGUUAAUUCCUCAUCCUUCACUAGCACUAAAUUUGUCACUUUAAAUUUUGAACCAGGGAAAUGCCACCUGUCGUUCUGUCCCCAUUCCCCAUAGCUCUUCAAUCUUUACAUGCCGCAAGACUUUUUUGAUAACUUGUACUCAUMCCAGUGUCUACUGAAACCCCAUCAUGUAAUGUACCGGGCACCUUCUUUUAAAAAAAAAAAAAAAAUGUUUACUCUGUGGGUUUGGUUCAUUUCAAUUUCUGCGUUCUGACACAUAUUUUUUUAAUAAAGAUGAGAAAGAGAAAAUGACUGUUGCAGUACAUUUCUAGACCUACUUUAACUUUACCUCAGAUGACAGUUUGUUAACAUAUAUGGACACAUUAUUUUUAACUUUAUGUACAAUGCAUUCAACAGAACAGCGAAAUUUUUAGAGAUUUUCCAUUAAUUUCUGUAACACGCCAUGUAAAACUGUUACAAAUAAACAUGUUUGAGAACAACA
Messenger RNA from Urocitellus parryii (Arctic ground squirrel), 5410 nucleotides. RefSeq names its product DAB adaptor protein 1 (gene Dab1). Gene Ontology annotation, biological process: neuron migration. Lineage: Eukaryota; Metazoa; Chordata; Mammalia; Rodentia; Sciuridae. Gene Ontology annotation, cellular component: cytoplasm; intracellular membrane-bounded organelle. The record is from RefSeq and is a predicted model, not a curated record.